AUGAAUUCAAUUCAUGAUAGUGCCACCGAACUUGUAGUGUGUCAAAAUCUACCUGAUGAAUACGAUUUCAUCGUCAACCAACGCAAUUUCAAUGGACGUCAAUAUGUUAAUUAUUCAUUGGAACUGUUUAAUUCUAUUGAUCCUGCCAGCACUGGUAUUACCACCGCCAUAUUGAC
Molecule: messenger RNA, 176 nt
Organism: Ambispora gerdemannii
Lineage: Eukaryota; Fungi; Glomeromycota; Glomeromycetes; Archaeosporales; Ambisporaceae
Source: the annotation of a GenBank genome assembly